UGAAUGAAUGAAUGAACAAAGGAUCAUACAGUUCACUGAAGAGCCGAGAAACUGCAGCCGGUAGGCGGCGCCAUUUGCAGCUGUCGACUGCACUCGCAAAGUGUUUUCGGAUAUGGACAACAUGAAGGAAGAGGAGCUAGAAAACCAAGUGAAGAUACAGGCCCGAUAUUUCUCCCUAGCCUGGAAGUACUUUAUUAAAAACGAGAACAAUGGCACUGUGUAUUGCAAGCUGUGCAAGUCGACUUUUAAGUUCUCUUCAAAUACCGCAAACAUGAUCAAACACCUGAGAGUGAAACAUCGACUCCACGUCCCUGCUGUCGCCAGCGGUGGAGAAAGACUUUGUAUGGAGGAGGGGAUAGCGCAAGGCAGCACCGACAUGGAUCUCCCACCUCAAAGGUAUCCUGUAAAUCUCGGUGCGCCAAACUUUAGGAGAAGAAUGGAGCGGUUCCUGCCGUUUUCUGAUCGCCGCACGUCAAAAGUGUGGAACCACUACACUCAACUAAGUCUGCAUCGCGUCGAGUGCAACCACUGUAAGAGGCAGCUUUCCUUUCACAACAGCACCACAUCCAUGAGAGAACACUUGGGACGGAAACACAGCAUCCGGGAUGGAGCUGUGCCGCCUCACAACACCACAGACAUCUCCACCCCUAAUGCAUUACAUCCUCACAUAGGUCAGAGCGGUGUACAUGGUAACAGAUUAACAGCAUGUAACGCCGCAGGCAGUGCCGCCUUUCAGCCAGGGGUACCCGUUGCUGUCAAAGAGGAGCAGCAAGAGGUGCUGCUACCUGAGAUGGGGGAACCCAAACCUGCUCGGACCACAUGUGCCCCAGAUUGUGCGGGUGGAAGCAGCACCUCUACCUCGAAUGCCCUUCCCCACCAAGAUACGGAUAUGAGCUGCCUGAUGUACAAUUUUCCUUCAGGGGAGAUGAACAGCACUUCGGGAACUAGCGGCAACCGCAGCGGCACAAGAGGCUGCAGUAACAAGCGAGCAGAGGUGUUGACGGAUCUUAUCUUAGAGAUGGUGUUCAGAGACCUUCAACCAUUGUCGGUGGUUGAAGAAAAGGGAUUCAGACUCUUACUCAGUUGCUUAGAGCCUAACUAUCCUGUGCCUUCUCCGUCCCUGCUUGGCAGCUUACUUUGGCACCGCUACCAUAUUCUCAAACAAGUACUGCAGCAGCAUCUUCAGACUAGUCUCGCUUCUCAUUGUCUCAAUAUCUGCAUCGAGCAUUGGCGUUCUGUCGAAGGAUGUGGGGUCGGAGGGGAUGGGCGGUUCUACGUUAUGGUCAGUGCACAUUUUGUAGACUCUAACUGGCGCCUGGCACGUUGCGUGCUGGAGACGCGACCGAUACCAGAAAUCAAAGAAAAUUCAACUCAAAGAGGUCAUGCAAGAUUUGCAGACACCUUAAGAGCUGUUCUAUCCGAGUUCCAGCUUCCGGAGAAUUACGUCUUUUGCGUCGUCCACGACACUCCCCUUGGAACGGAGUUGAGGGGGCAAGAUAAUAUGACCAUUGAGUCGGAAUAUCAACAAGAAUUUUCAGGACCCAGCCAUCCACCUCCCAGUGAUCUUCCAGAAGGAUGGGCACCUCUACUUUGUGCAGGACAGGCCCUGAAACUGUGUGUCCAGGAAGGACUUUGUGUCGAGACUGUCCGACAAGCUCUUGCGGAUGCCCGCGCCAUCGUCUUGCAUUUUCAGCAUAAUGCGAAUGCUGCAACAGCACUGAGCCAGAAAGCCGAGGCUGUUAAUAAAGAAUCUGCAUGCCUGGUGCUGAACGACCCGGGGCGUUGGACCACCGCCAUUGAGAUGUGCGAGAGUCUCCUGGAACUCAAAUGGGUAAUAAGCUCAGUAUUAGAGGAGCAAAAAGUAGCAUCAAACUUAGCAGAUCAUCAGUGGCGUCUCAUACACGAACUGGUCCCCGUGCUUAAAACUGUCCGUAUCGCAGCAUCUUUUUUGAGCGAGGACAUCAAUGGCCCCAUUUCUGCCCUAAUGCCGUGUCUUCAAGGAGUGUCCCGGCUCCUUGGACAGAAAAUCGCCGAGUGCAGCUGUCCGGUGGUGAGAGGAGUCAUGGAGAGAAUUCGCGCCGGUAUGGACAAAUGCUGGAGUAUGAGUGACGAAGACGCUCUUUUGGACAGCCCGGCCGUACUGUCUUCAUUUCUGGACCCACGUUUUAAAGAGUUGCGGUUUCUCAGCCCGCAUGCCCGCAGCAAGCUGCAUGACAAGGUGAAAGAACUGUUGUCGGUCCAAGCUUACGCAAAUAAAGAAGGAAUGAAUGGGGAGAGGAUCCAAAGCAUAGAAAUGGAGGAACCCGUGGAUGAACCAGGAGAACCUGCCGAUUUCGGAUUAGAUGAUCCCUUGCCAAUGCCUGCCAUGGCUUCUUUGGAUUCUCCUGAAUCAUGUGGCUCCGCAGAGGAGGGCGACAUCUUUGAGCUGCAGCCAAGCGAGCCUUCUGUUGCGGUGUCAUCUCCGGAACAGGCCAACGAUGGCACGCUUGAGGUCGGCUCACCUCUCAAAAACAUCAAUGAACGUAAAAGACCUUCUAGCGGCACUAGAGCAACGUCGCCGCUGAGGGAAGAUUUACCGAUAACUUCAUGCAUACGGAUGAGACCUCUCCCGCAGAGCAUGUAUGAUAUUCUUCUAGGAGAGGACCCAACAGAACGAAUGCCCGAAAUUCACCAGCAGCUUGAAAAUUAUAUAGCGGAGCCCCUCUGCAGACGCAGCCUCUCGCCUCUUCAAUGGUGGCGUAACAAAGAACAUCGCUUCCCAGCUGUGGCCAGACUGGCACGAAAAUAUCUGUCCAUACCUGCAACUGCCGUUUCGGCCGAUCGGGCCUUUGCCCCAAGUGAAUCUCCGGUGACCCAAAGAAGGGCCACCUUGGGUUCUAAACACCUUGACCAUAUUUUAUUUCUCCAUCAGAACACUGAUUAUGUGGAUCAGCUAAAGGUUGGCCCCUCUGGACGAGAAACUGACCAGAGGAACAGUGUCGGUGGUAAUCAGAGCAGAGACAAUCUUUACCAGACUCUUGUGUCAUAUGAAAGUUAGAUUCGGACGUCUGAGGAGGAGCCGUGAGCACUGUAAGAAAAUCCUACUGUAUGAAAUGUAAUCACGAAUGUAUCAAUUUGCAUUUAAAAGACAUGAAAAAUCAUUUUAAAUAACCGAUGGUAGUUUUCAUUUUGUAUACAUAUGGUUAUUGCAAUUACAAUUGAUUACCACAGCUGUAAUUGUAACUCAGAUGAUUGUUUCAUUCAUUUUGAAGCCCAAAAAACACAAGCGUACUGUACUGCUAAAAAAAUUAUGACACUAACAUUUAAUAUCUUUGGUUGGUCGGAGAAUAUGUCAAUUUGCACAGCCAUUGUUUUGUGCUGUUUUACUAAAUCAAGAGUUCUUUACUGAUGUGAAGCAUUACGUAAUUGCUGUAUGUUAUUACAAAGUUAACUUCUGCAUCAGUUGUUACAAUAUUAUUGUCACUUUACAGUGUUGUAACUACACGUAAGCAUUACAUGGAAUGCGUUUUCAUGCAUGCAUUUCAACAUUAUUGUUCCCUUUCAUAUUUUAAGGGGGAUGUAUUAUGUACUUUAAUAGUAGUCUUCCUUACUUUAAACAGUAGUCUUCAGUGUACCACAUAGGUAGCAUGUUCCAAUGAAAGUGUUUUAUUAAAUUUUCUGGAGACUGGAAAUUGAAGAUGUUUUUGGUUGCUUAAUCAUACAAAUAAAGUAAAUCA
Molecule: messenger RNA, 3716 nt
Organism: Triplophysa rosa
Lineage: Eukaryota; Metazoa; Chordata; Actinopteri; Cypriniformes; Nemacheilidae
Gene: zbed4l2
Product: zinc finger BED domain-containing protein 4
Exons: 2
Coding region: 113-3037 (974 amino acids)
Biological process (GO): regulation of transcription by RNA polymerase II
Cellular component (GO): nucleus
Molecular function (GO): protein dimerization activity; DNA binding
Source: RefSeq, a predicted model, not a curated record